Letharia columbiana is the source of this 2016-nucleotide messenger RNA. RefSeq lists its product as uncharacterized. Lineage: Eukaryota; Fungi; Ascomycota; Lecanoromycetes; Lecanorales; Parmeliaceae. Bases 1 to 2016 code for a protein of 671 amino acids. The record is from RefSeq and is a predicted model, not a curated record. The transcript has 7 exons.
AUGCUGGAUUGCAUUGUUUUUGCUCUGACGGGUCCAAUAGGACUAUCGAACGCAUUAGUCGUAGGAGAGGAGAGAGGAAAGAGGAGAGACGGACGACGGAAGAGCGGGGACAUUAAGCGGCGGCAGAUUUUAACUCCAGCUACCACUCCUCUGGUUGACUUUCAGGUCUACGAACCCGUCCUCACACCAUCCGGCACGAGUGACCAGUAUGGAUGCAUUUAUACACAGACGCUCAUGAGCUAUGUCUUCUCCAACAGCUACGGCGCCCCAUUCGUUGGAGAAUACACGCCCCCACCAUGCAGCUUCAAUCGAGUCACCAUGAACUUCACCGUCACUUCUCAGGGUCGCCAGUUUGACAGGCUCGGACUGAUGUACCUGGGGGACACUGAGGUAUUUCGGACUUCCACUGCCGAGCCGACUGCCUCUGGCAUCCUCUGGACUUAUGUUAAAGAGAUGGAACAAUACAAUGCUUUGUGGGAGAAAGACCAGAAGGUCAUUUUCGAUCUGGGCAACAUUGUAAACAGUGAAUACACCGGACCUUACUAUACAACGUUGACCGCGACUUUCUUCACGAUUCCAGACUCCCAGCCUACUGCCGAUGUAAUCUUGCCUAUCUCGGCGGAGCUGUCUGCUGAGAACAUGGGCAGUGCAUUCUCAGUCCCAGGCGUAAACGCUUCUGUAUCCUAUACCUUACCUCAAAACAUCGAGAGGGCGGUCAUUUCUCUUUCGGCGUGUGGUCAGAGCACGGAGGAGUUCUGGUACACGAAUACUUUCAAUUCAGAAGUGGAUACCUUCGAGCCUACGGCUGGGACCUUGUAUGGCUUCUCGCCUUUCCGUGAAGUUCAGCUGCUCAUUGAUGGCCAAUUGGCAGGGGUUUCUUGGCCCUUUCCCAUCAUCUUUACCGGUGGCAUUGUUCCAGGGUUCUGGCGGCCAAUCGUGGGCAUUGACGCUUUUGAUCUUCGGCAACACGAGAUCGACGUCACUCCAUGGCUUCCUCUGCUGUGUGAUGGUGCCUCUCAUACUUUUGAGAUCAGGGUUGCCGGCCUCAAUGAUGAUGGAGCUGGCCACGCCACGCUCUCUGAAAUUGUUGGCACUUAUUGGGUUGUCACGGGGACAAUCUUCCUUUUCUUGGGACAGGAUGGAUCUGUGACGACAGGGACCUCACCAAGCAUUGAUACUCCUUUGCCGGAGAUCCAGAUCUCAUCGUCCGUUACCACCAAUUCGACAGGUGCUAACGAAACCUUGACCUAUUCUACCGCAGCCACCCGAGAUAUCUCCAUUACUUCUACCAUAAAGACUUCAAACGGCUCUCAGAAAGCAUCGUGGACCCAGAAUUUGUCCUAUUCCAAUUUUAACGCAUUGACGAAUCAGGGAUUUGUGCAGCUCACAGUCCAGAAUACUACCGGCUCGGACCUCUCAUCUAGUGGAUACGCCAAUACUUACAGCUACCCGUUAGAUGUCAACUCCUCUUUCUCAGUCGACGCGGCCGGCGAAGUAGGCAUCAAUGGCACCCUGACCCGAGGCCUCGACUACAAUGUCUAUGGACCUUCCGUUUUCCCCUCAGGCAUCCAAACCUUCAACAUCACAACCCCAAGCUCCUUCAGUGCAGAAGGCGCCUUGACCCACCAGAUCAUCCAGCUCUCCGCCAGUCUUCCCUUCUUCAGCGGCGCGCUUCUGUCCACCACCCAAGAGGGAAGUGCGGAGUACUUCUCCGGAGUCAACUCUUCCUACAGCUUCGGCACCACGACGCAGGACUUUGACUUCAAAGGCGCCGAGGUCAACACCCCGGACACGACCUAUGAGCUCUAUCACCGGCUCGUGAUGGCUGUGAAUUCCACCAUCACAGAAGACGAGCAGACGCUUGCGGGGCAGACGUUCGGGGUCCCGGUCGCGCAGGCGGGGGAGAACGUCCCGGCGCCUGCUUUUGAAGGGUUCAGUGUGAGAUCUUUGCUCGGGAGGGGACCGGGGCAGCCCAAGGCGGGGUUGAUGGGCGGGGGAGGUUCUGAGCAAGGAUAG